Molecule: messenger RNA, 1367 nt
Organism: Phacochoerus africanus (Common warthog)
Lineage: Eukaryota; Metazoa; Chordata; Mammalia; Artiodactyla; Suidae
Product: T-cell surface glycoprotein CD1b-1-like
Exons: 6
Coding region: 91-1092 (333 amino acids)
Biological process (GO): positive regulation of T cell mediated cytotoxicity; immune response; antigen processing and presentation, endogenous lipid antigen via MHC class Ib
Cellular component (GO): external side of plasma membrane
Molecular function (GO): endogenous lipid antigen binding; lipopeptide binding; exogenous lipid antigen binding
Source: RefSeq, a predicted model, not a curated record
GAGAGGAAGUCAGUAUAGAGUACUGAGAAAAUGCUUUGCUGAAAUUAGAGAUCAGACGCCAGCUCUGAGAGUCAGAAGUUUUACAGUGACAUGCUGCUUCUGCUACUUCUAUUGCUGGCAGUUAUCAUCCCAGGGGGUGACAGUGAAGAUGCUGUCCAGGGGCCAACUUCUUACCAUGUCAUCCAGAUUUCGACCUAUGCCAAUAGCACCUGGGCACAAAACCAAGGCUCAGGCUGGUUGGGUGACUUGCAGAUUCAUGGCUGGGACAGUGACUCAGGCACUGCCAUUUUCCUGAAGUCCUGGUCCAAGGGCAACUUCAGCGAUGAGGAGGUGACUGAAGUUGUGGACCUCUUCCGAGUCUACUUCAUUGGAUUCACUCGUGAAGUGCAGGACAAAGCCAAGGAAUUCCAGUUAGAAUACCCCUUUGUGAUCCAGGGUACAGCAGGCUGUGAACUGCAUCCUGGAAAGGCCAUAAGUAGCUUCUUGAGGGGAGCUUUAGGAGGACUGGAUUUUGUGAGCCUCAAGAAUAAUUUAUGUGUGCCUGCCCCAGAGGGAGGCAGCAAGGCCCAGCAAUUCUGUGCACUCAUCAUUCAGUACCAAGGCAUCUUGGAUAUCAUUGAGACACUCCUCUCAGAAACCUGUCCUCGAUAUCUCUUGGGUGUCCUUGAUGCAGGGAAGGCAGAACUACAGAGGCAAGUGAAGCCUGAAGCGUGGCUGUCCAGUGGCCCCACUCCUGGACCUGGCCGUCUGCUGCUCGUCUGCCACGUCUCAGGAUUCUACCCCAAACCGGUGUGGGUGAUGUGGAUGCGGGGUGAGCAGGAGCAGCCUGGCACUCAGCGAGGUGACAUCCUGCCCCAUGCAGACGGGACGUGGUAUCUCCGAGUAACCCUGGAUGUGGUGGCUGGGGAGGCAUCUGGCUUGAGUUGCCGAGUGAAGCAUAGCAGCCUAGGAGACCAGGACAUCAUCCUUUACUGGGGACACCCCACCUCCAUCACCUUGAUAGUUUUGGCCAUAAUAGUGCCCUUCUUGAUCCUUUUAAUAUGUCUUGCAUUAUGGUAUUGGAGGCGCUGGUCAUAUCAGAGUGUCUUGUGAGCUCUCACCCUGUCUCCUUUUCCAGGAUCCCAGAAACUCAAGCUGUCAUCACAGAAAUCAAUCUUAACAUGUUUCAUCAAAUAAUCACCAUAUUUAAUCAAAUCAAAUUCCUAGAGACUGUGAGAGAAAUGAUAAUUCAUAUGCUAGCAGAAAAAUAAUUGAAAAUUGCACAUUUAUUAUAAGGAGAUAUCAAUCAUAGGGUCCACUUGGAUUUCAUGGAUGUCAGAUGUGAGAAAGAAUGUUCCUUGGAAUAAAUGAAAUAAUGUAAAGACUUA